Molecule: messenger RNA, 3453 nt
Organism: Alternaria atra
Lineage: Eukaryota; Fungi; Ascomycota; Dothideomycetes; Pleosporales; Pleosporaceae
Exons: 11
Coding region: 1-3453 (1150 amino acids)
Molecular function (GO): ADP binding; protein binding
Source: RefSeq, a predicted model, not a curated record
AUGGGAGAGUGCUUCCUGCGUCAUUUGCCCGCGCAUGGGGGCAUUUCACUGCACAAAUUCGAGCCUAACGCUCACAUCCUAGUAGUCCCUGGAGUAGACGAUGAGCGGGUCGAGGAAUGGAGUAAAGCUCACAAUGUACCGCUCGUCUACGACCUUACUAGGAAGGACACCCAGGCCUCGAACAUCCAGGUUUCGGUACUUGAACACCAACUGACAUCGAUAACAUUCAAGCAAUGGGGUCAGUUGGAUCUCCAGGCACAGCGAUUGCUCGCUAAAGUAGAAAACUUCCUUGAUACGUGGGAUUCAGAGCGGCGACCUCUUCUGUUCCUGUGUCACAGUCUAGGCGGACUCAUCUUGAAGCGACUACUUGUACAUGCGCGCCGACGAGAUGAAGGCACCAAACUCUUGUUCGACUCUCUCGCUGGCAUAGUCUUUCUGGGAAGUCCUCAUCUCCGGGAUAGCAACAAGUCAGAAUGGAACAAAGUGCCGGCCAUUCUUGAGCUUCGUAUGCUAUCAUUACCUGAAGACCUUGCAGAUAUAUCCAAGCUACAACGACUAGCUCAAUGGUCGCGAGAUUUCGAACACCUGAACUUACCCGUCCCCGUUUUGUCUACGAGAGAAGGAAAGAAAAGUAAGAAAAAGAAGAAGAAGAGAUGGUGGAAUAUGGCGUCCGCAGGCGAGAGUAUAGACAUUAUGGGCACAAACUCUUCUCUAGCAUGCACUAGCCUAACGAACGAGGAUGUUGUGCUUGUCGAUACUGACCAUAACGGGUUAUGCACACUCACCGAAAGCAGCAAGUUCAGAACUACUCUCAUUAAGUUUUGUCAAGAUUCUCUCCACCUGACUCGAGACAAAUUGAGUUUGUCUAGCCCCAUAUUACAACGCCCUGAGCUAGAAGGUGCCGCGAGAGCAGAUACAUACAAAGUGCUCAGCGGCGAACCUGUCGAUAUAGGAACAUUGCAAACACAAUUGCAAAACCACACUCAAGCUGCAUUCGAUCCUGUAUAUGGCCACUUACAGCGACCUAGGGAUAAGGGGCUCAUUCAAUUCAAGCUGAAGCUUCCUUGUUAUCUACUCGACGAUUCCGUGGCUGUGAGGGACUUCUUUGGUAGAGAGGAUGUACUUGGAGAGAUUGAUGAACAUCUACUUGUCAAAGAGGGGCAAGACGUGAUGUCAGAGUUGAAAACAGUGGCACUCUCUGGCAUGGGAGGCAUAGGGAAAACCUCAAUCGCGUAUCAUUUCGUCAAGAGUCGACGGGACAAGUUUGAUGCCAUCUUUUGGUUGAAUGCUGAUACCGCUGGGAAGCUAGCCAGCAGUUUCGGCGAAAUGGCACUCGAGUUAGGUCUACAGAAACCAGAAGAGGAUAGGGACUGGGUGAUGAGUAAGAAUCUGGUACUUCAGUGGCUCGAGAAUCCUGUCAAGACGUACGGGUGUCAAGCCACGACAACACCACCCAAAGCCCGGUGGCUACUGGUGCUCGACAAUGUUGAUGACUUCGAAGUCAUGGAAGGGUUCUGGCCUCCGAGAGGGACAGGAUCUAUACUCAUGACAAGCAGAGCACCGCAUGUUGGAAAACUGACCUCUUACUCUGAUGCGGAUCAUGAAACAUCCACCCACAGGAUCGCUCUGGAACCAUUCUCCGAAGAAGAGGCCCAGAGAUUUCUACACAAGCUAACAAAUCAGGAACGGACACGCGACAGUGAGCAAGCAGCGCGGAAACUUGCUCGCCGUAUUCAAGGCUAUCCCCUGUUUCUUACACAGUUUGCCGGCAUGAUGAGCGACGGACCAUCCAGCUUCAAUGAUCUGCUCAAGAUUUACAACGAGGAGCUCCAUCACCACAAGCUACAUGGAGAAAGGCAGGAGAUACGCAACAGCAAAUAUCCACACACGACCGCUACAGUAUGGAUGCUUGAGAAGCUUGAUUCAGCUGCCCGUAUGGUUAUGAAUGUCUUAUCAUUUCUCGACCCCGAUUCCAUUCAGGAAGACAUCUUGACGGAAGGUGCGGCAACUGUCAAGGCUAGAGAUUAUCCAAAGACCUGGACAGAUUAUUGUGCAGCCCGCCAAGCACUCUGGAGGCGGUCACUAGUCAGAACUGCAGAGAAACGAAGCAGGAACGAAAUGAAUGAGGUUUUGGUGACUGAUGACACCUCUGAGAAGGACACCGGGUCUGCGAUAGGAUCUGGCGAAGAAGCUGUCGAACAGAUCAAAUCCCACUUGAGCGUACAUCGUGUCGUUCAAGAUGCAUCGCGUUCUCAAAUGACUAAGGAACAUCAACGCGAGGCAUUUGACACGGCUGUUAGUUUGCUGCUCACCCGAUGGAAUCGGAAGGAAAGACUUUGGCACUACGACAGGAAAGACUGGCCAAGAGCCGAGCAUCUGUAUCCGCAUGUUGUUCAAAUACGACAUCACUAUGAGAAGCUAGGAUCAGAAAGCCAGAAAGCCGUCGCUAGUGUAGAAUUUGUGAGGCUACUCGACUGCGCCGCAUGGUUCAACCACGAACGAGGAAGGUCUCAAGAAGCAAAGGAACUUCUGACUACUGCGUUCACCAUGUGCAAGGAGCAUUUAGAUUGCAACCAGGGCCUUAUGUUCGAAAUUCAUACUAGCCUUGGUUGUGUGGCCACCGAGGUCAACGAUCCAGAAACAUGUUACGAACACUACAAAAGUCUUCUAGAGAUGACCGAAGAAAAGUACCCAGAUCCUCAGAGCGAAGCGGACUAUGAUGCUUUGAUGGUGGCCAAUAACGAGAUGGGUAUUGCCGAGAUGAUGAUAGGCCGGACCCCCAAAGCCAGGAAACUUUUUGAAACUGCGCUCGACCAAGGGUCUCGUUUCCGCGAUUCUUCGGAAACAGCUAAGUCGAUCUAUCUUCUCGCAUCUGCCAACCUUGGGUUAGCUCAAUGGACCGACGGGCAAUACGAAGAGGCUUCCAACACGCUGCUGCAAGCAUGGAACUAUCACGAGGAGCUGACUCAAGCUGGGGAAGACACAGGCUUUGCGCCUGGUAGGAUUGCUCAUGCUCUUGGCAACGUCAGGGAUAGUCAGAAUGGGGAGGAUGCAGGCAAGGACGAAAAAAAGGCGCUUGAAUGGUAUAAAAGAGCAUACGAACAUUACGAGAAAACGAUCGGCAAGUACCAUCAUAGAUCAGCGGACGUCUGUCACAAGCUUGCGGCAAAGUACAUUGAGCUUGGAGACUUCAAUAAGGCACGCGAUCGUAUCGAUCACGCCCUAAAGGUCUUCAAAACUCGAGACUACUACAAACCCGAACACGCCCGGACCAAGAAUCUGGAGAGUAUCCUAGCACGACGCGAGGGCAAGCUUGAAGAGGCUGACAAGAUCCACGAGGAGGCCAAGAAGCUGUAUUGGAAGCAUAUGGACGAUGCGAAGAAAGGGAGACUCAAGAGCAAGUCUCCGACGGAAGCAGACUUCGAUAAUAGCGUAGCAUUCUGGUCUCGCUAG